CACUUUGUUUUCUGUUCUGUUUGUCUACUGCUACACGGCGAGACUGUAAGAAACCAAACGGAAUGCUCUGACUGAACAUGUAAAUAAAUGAGUGACAAGUGAAAAAUGGGUAGGUUUAAACUUUUCAUUUUCGUGCCUCUUCGGAUGACAUAUUUUUAUCGAUUGGGCUAACUUCUUAAGCACGGCUGACUUUUAUCGGAAAUUUGCCGAAAUGGUUGGUGGAGGAGGGCCUCUACGUGGCAGUGUACGUUGGGCUUAUAACACAAGAGCCUGGGAACCAACCGAGCAGGAAUGGCUCCUUGCUUCAAGGUGCAUUCCAUUGGAAGAGAAGCAGCGAGUUCAGAAAUUUGUUUUCAAAGCUGAUGCCAAAGCUGCCAUGGCUGGAUGCCUUAUGAUCAGGAAGCUUGCUCACUUGGUCACAGGUGACCCCAAUGAUAAAAUCGAGAUCAUAAGGGAGAAUGGACGUCCACGCGUUAAAACAACAAAUAUUCACUUAGACUUUAACAUAUCUCAUCAAGGACACUUCACAGUGUUAGCAGGUGAGGUAGGCAAUGAUGUGAUAGUUGGAGCAGAUGUAAUGAACUUGCACCGCAAAACAGGGAGUCAUCUAUCUGAGUUUUUUCGCCUUAUGAACAAAACAUGUUCCUCCGAUGAAUGGAAUACGAUUUUAUCCUCAAACUCUGAGGAACAGAGAGCUGCUAUGUUUUUUAGAUUUUGGUGUUUAAAGGAAAGCUUUACCAAAGCAACAGGUGUUGGAGUAAGAUCAGACAUGCGUCACAUUUCCUUUCAAUUAAGGACCCCAUGGUUGAAUGAGAAGACACCAGUAACUGACACUUUUGUUGAAAUCGAUAGGGUAAAGAAUUCAGCUUGGUGCUUCCAUGAAUGGUUAUUGGACCCUAAACAUUGUGUUGCUGUUGCCCUAUCAAGUAAAGCUAAUACAUGUCCAAAUGUUGAGCCAGUGCCUUUUACCUUUUUGACAUUGUCAGACCUUUUAAGAGACCUUGAGCCCAUGCUGCCACCAGAUGUGAUAUCUUGCCAUUCUUUCUUGAAGAAGGAAGAAAGUGGUAGAGCUCAUGAAGAUUCUGUUUUAUGAGAUACCUCUGCUUUGCUUUUAUUAUUGGUGGAUCAUGGAGACAUGGAUGGAUCACCUUUACAGAAAUUGUGAUUUGGCAACGGCCGAUGUCUGUACAUUCCAAACCCAUUGAUUAAAAUAAAUGUGUGUCCAAUGCA
Molecule: messenger RNA, 1230 nt
Organism: Thrips palmi
Lineage: Eukaryota; Metazoa; Arthropoda; Insecta; Thysanoptera; Thripidae
Product: L-aminoadipate-semialdehyde dehydrogenase-phosphopantetheinyl transferase-like
Exons: 2
Coding region: 212-1093 (293 amino acids)
Cellular component (GO): cytosol
Molecular function (GO): magnesium ion binding; holo-[acyl-carrier-protein] synthase activity
Source: RefSeq, a predicted model, not a curated record